Messenger RNA from Spodoptera exigua (beet armyworm), 720 nucleotides. NCBI's taxonomy places the organism in Eukaryota, Metazoa, Arthropoda, Insecta, Lepidoptera, Noctuidae. The record is from the annotation of a GenBank genome assembly.
AUGGGUCGACUCGACCGGAGUGAUACCCGUGGAUACCACGGCCUCACGGAAAACCGGCGUGGUAAAGGAUACUCCAAAAUAAAGCGCGCACCAGCUUACACGUUUGGUAAAGUUUUGAAACCUUGUUGCGCUCCAGCGGUUUCACCCAAUGCACCGAUGAUCGAUAUAAGCGGGAACAGUAAAAAAGGGACUCAUAAAAUACCAGGAGGUUUAAUGAUGCUUAAUACGGAACUGCCGGGGGAUAAGCUGAAGGUACCAGGGCCUGGUGCUCACGAUCCCAAAUUAUACGUGCAGGUCAAGCGCCUACCAGCGUACAGCUUGCGGCUUGCAGCUAAGCCUGCAUACCAGCCGUUGGAUUCCUGGACUCCACCACCCAAUAUGUACUGUCCUCCCAUUCCAAAACCAAAACCACCAUCAUUCAGUUUUCGGUACAAAACCGAGGUAGAACAUAUCAGCAACGUACCUGGUCCAGGUGAACACAACCCUAAUCAUGAUUACGUUAAAAAGAGGAAGCCUGCAUUCUCUUUUGGGCCUCCGUUCAGACCAGAACGUGGCACAGAAUUUACUCCUGCGCCUAACACUUACUGCGAAAAGAAGUUCAUGGUAAAUAAGCCAAAUGUACCUGCUCCUAGCUUUGGCAUCAGACAUAGUCCCUUCGUAAGAAAACUAAGAAUAUGCCUGAAGCCUUCCGACCUCGAAAUGCGUAUCCGGCAAUAUUAA